This is a messenger RNA of Penicillium angulare, 1647 nucleotides long. RefSeq names its product elongation of very long chain fatty acids protein. Gene Ontology annotation, cellular component: endoplasmic reticulum membrane. Lineage: Eukaryota; Fungi; Ascomycota; Eurotiomycetes; Eurotiales; Aspergillaceae. The transcript has 2 exons. The record is from RefSeq and is a predicted model, not a curated record. Gene Ontology annotation, biological process: fatty acid elongation, saturated fatty acid; fatty acid elongation, polyunsaturated fatty acid; very long-chain fatty acid biosynthetic process. Bases 1 to 1647 code for a protein of 548 amino acids. Gene Ontology annotation, molecular function: fatty acid elongase activity.
AUGUAUGACUUCAACGUGCCCACCCAAUUUGGGCCAGCGACUAUUCGUCUCAGCUUUCCUCCUUCCUCCCUCCUCAAGUUUCCCCCAGCCGAGCUCCCUGUAACGAUUCCUGCGCCCCAUGUCUCGGAGUUCUCAUGGAAGCAGCCCUUCAACAUUCCCAACGAUCUGUAUAAUCAGGUUUUGGAUGUGCGCGUGCCGAUCACCAUCGCCAGCGUCUACGCCCUGACUGUUGUCCUGAUCAAUCGCAUCAACAAGAGCCGCGGAUACAAGCCAUACGCAUUCAGCCAUUCGCCUCUAUUCAAGCUGUUCGUCAUCCUGCACAAUGUUUUCCUCGCUGUCUACUCCGCCUGGACCUUCGUGGGCAUGUUCCAGGCCUUUGGCAACUCGUGGCUACCUCGUCGCGAGCCCAAUGGCUGGGCUGGCGUUGUCGAUUCUCUUUGCAAGAUCAAUGGUCCCCGCGGCUACGGAAAUGCCGCUACCUACAGCACCAUUACCGAUGAAUGGUCCAUUCCCAACCCUGCCUACACUCUGACCAACGGUCUGCCUGAUUCGACCGACGUCGGCCGUCUCUGGAACCAGGGCCUGGCUUACUUCGGCUGGAUCUUCUACCUGUCCAAGUUCUACGAGGUCGUUGAUACGGCCAUCAUUUUGGCUAAGGGCAAGAAGAGCUCUACCCUCCAGACAUACCACCACGCCGGUGCCAUGAUGUGCAUGUGGGCUGGUAUUCGUUAUAUGGCAGCUCCUAUUUGGAUCUUCGCUCUUGUCAACUCGGCUAUUCAUGCGAUGAUGUAUACCUACUACACCCUUACUGCUCUGCGCAUCCGCGUUCCCACUGCGAUCAAGCGCAGCUUGACAACGAUGCAAAUCACCCAAUUCAUCCUCGGAACAAACAUGGCCGCCGCUUACCUCUUCGUCCAAUAUACCAUCCCAUACCCCGUGGGCAGCACCGCCCUGCGCCACUUAUCUAAGGUUGCUCCCGCCGUCGCCAGCGCCACCGCUGCGGCCGGCGUCGUCCCCUGGUUGAAGAAGCUUGCCUUCCGCGCCGCUGGUGCUGAGGGUCUCGCCGAGAAUGUUGGCAACACCGCUGCUGCCCCCAUUACUUCCUCCGGAUACACCCAGGAGAUGGUCACCUGCAUGGACACCACCGGCCAAGCGUUCGCCAUUUGGCUGAAUGUCUCAUACCUACUGCCUCUGACCUACCUCUUUGCGCGCUUCUUUGUGCGCUCAUACUUGAAGCGCAAGGACCCUGGAAUCAAGCAGUCCACCCACUACGAAGCUGCUGAGAAGGCUGGUAUGGAUGCUCUCAAGGGAUUGAGCCGUGAGAUUCAAAAAUACGCUAUCGAGGGUGAGAACAGCGAGGCCACCGAUGACGAGGUCAUUAAGGCCCACGUGCAGAAGAUCGUGGAACAGAAUGCUACUCAGGAUUCUCCCGUCCGAACACGUUCAUCUGCUGCCAACAAGGCCAAGGCUGUUGCCGCCGCUGCAGCUAAUGCUAAUGCCAACCAGUCAAGCUCAGAUGACGGGUUCUCCACCGUGCCUUCGAAGAAGGGCGCUAAGAAGCAAAGCAAGGGAACACAAGAGAGUCCAUCACCUGCCUCCGAGACAAACGGACAGAACCCGUUCGGAGUUUUGGGCAAUAACGCUUGA